This is a messenger RNA of Ilex paraguariensis (yerba mate), 426 nucleotides long. The record is from the annotation of a GenBank genome assembly. NCBI's taxonomy places the organism in Eukaryota, Viridiplantae, Streptophyta, Magnoliopsida, Aquifoliales, Aquifoliaceae.
AUGGCAUCUUUGGAAGCUCUGGCAAUGGCGGGUGUGGAUUUUGAAGACUGCAACCUCACCUUUGAAGAAUACGAGCGACAAUUCAUGUUGCAGCCACCGCCAUAUUUACUCGCCAAGCCGAGAAUAAAGAGAAAAACCAGUUGUAAUUGCACUGUUAAUCUUUGCUUAUUGAACUUGCAUAAAGGGAAAGUUUGCAAUGUGGAUGAUGAAAUUUGCGCUGAUGAUGAUCGAGAAGAAGUUGCUGCCGUGGCGGAGGAACGUUGUUCCGGGGAGGCCAAGGAAGGUGGUAAAGAAAAUACGAUCAGAAAAGGGUGGAGAUUGGUGAGGACAUUGAUGAAGAGAAUAGUGAAUACCCUUGCCAACAUGUCCAGCAAAGCGAAGAGAAAACCGGUAAGAUUAGCAACAGUUCCCUGUUAUAUUGGAUAG